UAUUAUUAAGGUAUUCUUCUUCUUCUUUGCAACUGUAGUCUAGAUAGUGAAUAUAACCAACAUCUUUAACCCCCUGAGCUGUAGCUCACAACACCUAAUGAACUCCGUGAUUGCUAUCCUCUGUCAACUGCAGCUCAUCUUCUACAACCUGGCUGCCGAUCUUCUGGUGUUGACAGCGCACAGCACGAUUGCUAGUACUAGAAGGGGAAAAUGCAUCGGGAAACGCAACAGUCAUGAGGAUUGCACCGAUAGCCACCAUACUGGAAUCCCCGAGUUAGACCAAAGCAUAAAAAAAAGAAGCCUUACUUGUUGGAGCGACUUACGUCCCGUCAAGAACCAUGAACUGGACCUCGUCUUGCAUCAUCGGGUUUCCUCAUCCGCCUGCCAUUUGAGGGAGUCUGAUCGGUGUUGGACUGGAGUUAGUGACGGCCAAGGCGCCGAGAGACGCACCGGUAUAUACAGCGAAUCAAGAUGGCCACAAAAGCCACGGUCUGGCAGGCUACGAAAGCUUCCUCGUAAAGUCAAUAGCCAGAACCCCACAAACCGCCAUCGUCGCGGCCUGAAAAGCAAUGCCCGCAAUCAUAAUAUCCGUCCCCGUCCGAACCGUGCUUUCCGAUCCCUUCCCGUUCGCCGCGGUAGCCUGGAAACCUUCACCGGCCAACUACGUGACGAACCCGAUCGCAUCGCAAAUGAUAAAUUCACAGAACGGCUCCCAGCUGGAUUGCAUCCUCGUGUACGGGCUCUGCGAGUGGACAUGGGACACGGACGCACAAACGGACCCCAGCGGACCUUUUACUUGACUACGGGGCGAAAGGAGGUUAAUCAACGAAUACCAUAAAUCCAUGCUAUAGGACACAAACGCUCGAGCGGUAAUAACAAUCCGCACUUUCCAACCCUACAACACCGGAUCUGGCCCAUCGGUUCAGGCCGUGAGACUCACCAUCUGCCCCCAAUAAGGACUGUCCGAUUCCCACGCCUUCCGAAUCGCAUGCUCAAAGAUCCACAGACCCACGUCACAGCGACAGAUGGCAUAGCCGAUGGCUGGUUUCGUGUCGCUGCCGAUCUUGAGCUUGGCGAGACCGUCGCCGUCGCCGUCCACCAAGAAGGAGGGCCGGAUGAUCAGAUAGUUGUCAAUCGCCCGCUCGGCCACCGGCUUCUGCACUUCAGCCACAAUCUGA
Molecule: messenger RNA, 1178 nt
Organism: Aspergillus ibericus CBS 121593
Lineage: Eukaryota; Fungi; Ascomycota; Eurotiomycetes; Eurotiales; Aspergillaceae
Exons: 1
Coding region: 98-838 (246 amino acids)
Source: RefSeq, a predicted model, not a curated record